GGGGGGGGUGGGGUGGGAAGUAGCGUCCCCGGCUGGUUGGGGGGGGGUGCGUUGCCCGGAGACAGAAAGUUUGGGCUCCGGAGCGGGCGCGGUGGCCCCGGGGCGGGGUCCGGGGGGUCCGGGGAGGAGGACGGCAGAUCCGGUAGAAUGGGGAAGGAGCAGGAGUUGCUGGAGGCGGCCCGCACCGGGCACCUCCCGGCGGUGGAGAAGCUGCUGUCCGGGAAGCGGCUCUCUUCGGGCUUCGGCGGUGGCUCUGGCGGUUCUGGCGGCGGCUCCGGGGGCAGCUCCGGGAGCAGUGGAGGCGGUGGCCUGGGCUCCUCUAGCCACCCCCUCUCCAGUCUCCUCAGCAUCUGGAGAGGACCCAACGUGAAUUGUGUUGAUAGCACUGGUUAUACCCCUUUGCACCAUGCAGCUCUGAAUGGUCACAAGGACGUGGUGGAGGUUCUUCUAAGGAAUGAUGCUUUGACCAAUGUGGCUGAUUGUAAAGGCUGUUACCCUCUUCAUCUGGCAGCCUGGAAAGGGGAUGCUCAGAUAGUUCGUUUACUCAUCCACCAAGGACCCUCCCACACCAAAGUCAAUGAACAGAAUGCUCUUGAGAUCAAAGAACUCAAAAAGUACGGCCCCUUUGACCCUUAUAUCAAUGCAAAGAACAAUGACAAUGAGACGGCCCUCCAUUGUGCCGCCCAAUAUGGUCACACAGAGGUAGUGAAGGUCCUCUUGGAGGAACUAACUGAUCCCACCAUGCGCAAUAACAAGUUUGAGACACCGCUGGACCUAGCUGCACUGUAUGGGAGGCUGGAGGUGGUGAAGAUGCUGCUCAAUGCUCACCCCAACCUUUUAAGCUGCAACACUAAGAAACAUACUCCUCUGCACUUGGCUGCCCGGAAUGGCCACAAAGCUGUGGUCUGUGUCCUUCUCGAUGCUGGGAUGGAUAGCAACUACCAGACGGAGAAGGGCAGUGCUUUGCAUGAGGCUGCUUUAUUUGGCAAGACAGAUGUGGUUCAAAUCCUGCUGGCUGCAGGAAUUGAUGUGAAUAUAAAAGAUAACCGGGGGCUAACUGCAUUAGACACUGUGCGAGAGCUUCCUUCCCAGAAGAGUCAGCAGAUAGCGGCAUUUAUUGAAGAACACAUGACAGGGAAAAGAAGUACAAAAGAAGGAGACAGACUUCUUAGAACCCAGCCAUCAUUCGUCCCUAGCAUGGACUCAACAGCCCUGAAGUCUCAAGGUGACGUGGAAAAAGCAGUAAAUGAUCUGAUCAUGGAUUUUGACAUGAACUCACAAGAGGAAGUUCCCUAUGAGGCUCUGUAUAAUGCCAUUUCCUCCCACUCGUUAGAUAGCAUGACCAGUGGGAAGUCUUCUGACCGAGAAUCUGUGACCAAGGAGGCAGAAACAGCUGUCGUGAAAGCAUCUGGAGUGAGGCCUAGAGAACGUCCACCCCCUCCAGCCAAACCACCACCAGAGGAAGAGGAAGAGGAAGAUGCUGAAAUGGAACUUUGUCCCCAUAUAUCCUCUGAGGUUCCAGUCAUGAGAAGUAGGAGCCAGGGGAGUGCAUCCAAGGAGGAAGAUGAACAUCCUUAUGAGUUAUUGCUUACAGCAGAAACAAAGAAGCUAGUGCCAUUGGAGGGGAAAAUAAAAGAGCAGAGGAGGAGCAGCAGCAGCCGGAGCCAGGACUCUGCAGAGGGACUAGACGGGCAAGUCCCAGAGCAGUUCUCAGGUCUUCUACACGGCUCUUCUCCAGUGUGUGAAAUCAGUGAGGACCCUUUCCAGCUUAUUUCCUCUGUCAGCCAGGGUGGUUCAGAAGGGUCAUCCAGGCAGGGCACAAGUCACGAAGCUGCUAUGCAGCUAGAGGAUGCUCCUUUGCACACUCCUGGAUCCAUCCGACCCAGCCUUCCUGACCAGAAUAAGAAACUGGGUUAUUCAGCUGGCCUGCCCACCAACCACAGCCAGUCGGACCCUGAAACUUUGAUGCAUGAGAUAUCUCAGCACCCUGGUGGUGCUGAGGAAGCAGGAGACUGGAGUGGGACCAGGAGCUGGGCCCCUCCCACUAACAGACCAAAAGCUGAGCUUAAACUCAGCCGCAGUUUGUCCAAGUCAGACUCCGAUCUCCUGACCUGCUCACCAACAGAAGAUACCACGAUGGGGAGUAGGAGCGAGUCCUUGUCCAACUGCAGCAUUGGGAAGAAGCGGCUGGAAAAGUCUCCGUCCUUUGCCUCAGAGUGGGAUGAGAUUGAAAAGAUCAUGAGCUCAAUCGGGGAAGGCAUAGACUUUUCUCAGGAACAACAGAAGAUUUCAGGUUCACGGAUGUUGGAGCAGAGUGUCGGGGAGUGGCUGGAGUCAAUUGGUUUGCAACAGUACGAAAGCAAGUUGCUUCUGAAUGGAUUUGAUGAUGUUCACUUCCUGGGUAGUAACGUGAUGGAAGACCAGGACCUCCGGGAGAUUGGGAUCAGUGACCCCCAGCACCGGCGGAAGCUUCUCCAGGCUGCAAGGUCUUUGCCUAAGGUAAAACCUUUGGGCUGUGAUGGGAAUGCCCAGCCAUCUGUCCCAUCCUGGCUUGACUCUCUCGGGCUACAGGACUAUAUUCAGUCUUUCCUGUCAAGUGGCUACAGUUCUAUUGACACUGUGAAAAACCUCUGGGAACUUGAGCUAGUUAAUGUGCUGAAGGUUCACCUGCUUGGCCAUCGGAAGAGGAUCAUUGCCUCUCUUGCAGAUCGACCUUAUGAGGAGCCCCCGCAGAAGCCACCCCGAUUCUCUCAGCUGAGAUGCCAAGAUCUGCUUUCUCAAACAUCCUCACCCCUGAGCCAGAAUGAUUCUUGCACCGGGAGGUCAGCAGACCUCCUCCUGCCCCCAGGCGAUACGGGCAAAAGGCGGCAUGACAGCUGCCAGGACAUGGCUGCCCGUGGCCGAGUGGAGCGCUUUCAGACACAGGAGGAUCCCCGGGAGGCCAAACUGACUCUUCGCCCUCCCAGCCUGGCUGCUCCUUAUGCCCCUGUACAGAGCUGGCAGCACCAACCAGAGAAGCUCAUCUUUGAAUCCUGUGGUUAUGAAGCCAAUUAUUUGGGCUCAAUGCUGAUUAAAGAUCUUCGUGGGACAGAGUCCACACAGGAUGCCUGUGCCAAGAUGCGGAAAUCAACAGAACAGAUGAAGAAGAUCCCAACUAUAAUUCUUUCCAUCACUUACAAAGGGGUCAAAUUCAUUGAUGCCUCUAACAAGAACAUCAUUGCAGAACAUGAGAUUCGGAACAUCUCCUGCGCAGCACAGGACCCUGAGGACCUCUGCACCUUUGCUUACAUAACUAAGGACUUGCAGACGAGCCACCACUAUUGCCAUGUGUUCAGUACUGUGGAUGUGAAUCUGACCUAUGAGAUCAUCUUGACUCUGGGACAGGCAUUUGAGGUGGCCUAUCAGCUGGCCCUGCAGGCCCAGAAAGCCAGGCCUAGUGGGGCCUCCUCGGCUGAGACGAUAGAAACAAAAGCUUCCAAACCGGUGCCUAAGCCUCGAGUCGGCAUGAGGAAAUCUGCAGGGCCGCUGCCACCUGAUAACCGCUGUUGUUACUGUCACACCUGCACCACCCACCGUCCUUCUUACCUACCGUUGCCGGCUGUUAGUCCCGGAGUCAAGUUGGAACCAUCUGACAUGGACCAAGAUACCCAGUCUCAUGCCAGUGUCUCCUGGGUAGUGGACCCCAAACCGGAUUCCAAAAGGAGCCUCAGCACUAAGUAUGAGACCACUAUCUUCUAAAACCAAUCCAGCCCCUGUCUCCACUAGUCUCACUGUGCCUUUACCAUCUGAUCUGUCUGCUGUUCUCAGCUCUCUCCUUCCAGCUGCUGAUGGUGAGCCCCCUCCCCUCCCAGGGGCCUGCUCUCCUCCCUGGCAGCAGCACUAAGACACUGUACACUAACAGCUUUUGUACCUUAUACCAUCAAACACUGUGAAUUCUCCUCCCUUUGGCUGGGAACGGUGCAGUGGAGGGAGGGAGGGGCCUUUGAGGUGGGCACCAAGAGGGCUGAGGGGCCUUUCAAUGAACAGGCACUACGAAUCCCUGGGGGAUGAUGGUAAUGUCACCCUGGCCUCAGCUCAGGACAUGUGAUCUCCUCUGGCCCACACUUCCAUCUGAGCCAUGGCUGGGGACUGUUGCCAAGAACUAACUAACUCACUCACCUUUCUCGACACUAACCACUGUGACCACCCGGUGUGCCAGGAAACCUGCUCCCCAUUCUAAACUCAAAUCUUACCUGCCAGCUCUACCUAUCACCUGUCUUAUGCACAGUGCUGGACUUUAUCAGCAAAUGGCCAAUCAUAGCUUCCAUGGUUUGGUAUUGGGGGUGGGGUGGGGACUGAGCUACUGCAGAUGGCCUGAGGCAGGAGAUGGGAAAGCAUUUAUGCUAUUUGGUGGUUUGGACUGGGCAGAAUUACUUUCUCUAUGUCCAGACUACAUGCCAACUCUUCACAUCUGUAGCUGACUCCCAGGAGCAGAUCUGAAGGGGUUGACCUCAGGGGUGACCAGAGUGUCGGGAUUUGUGGCUUACUCCUCUAGAGAAGUUCCUUGCCUCGUGACAAAUAGAAUGGAGACUAUAUAUGCAUUGUCCCAUCAUCCUUGUCACUCCCAUAUUAUUAGAGUUUCAGGAAGUUUGGGCAGCACCAGCCUCUAUUUCCAAAGUCCAGGUUAACAAAUGGAAAGGCUUCCUUCUUGGAGAAAUGAGGAGUGAGGCCUAUAUUCUUCCUAUAUGGUGCAUAGUCCUACUGCCUCAGAAUGGGGCUACCAUAAGCUAGGGGGCUGGUACCCCAAGCUUUCUAUGUUAACUGCCAUCAUCAUUUCCCCAAGUAAUUCUUAAGUCUACUUCCUUCUCCAUAAUAUGAGGAGGCAAAGAUUAAGUUGUGGCCUGUUCUUUGACCUCUUGGGCCUCUCUGGUGUAGGUGGUAGGAGGACAGACACUAUUGUUUCCUAUGAGUUAAAAAACCUCCAAAACCUAUAAGAACUGAGAUGAGGAGAUGGGACUUUAGGCAAAUAGAAUCAGCUUAGCUGGCAGAAUAUAGUAAGGAGGUGAUUUCAUUAGGAAAUAGUUUAAAUGUAAUGCAGUUCAGUAGAAGGCUAAAGCAGAUGUAGCCAUUUUGGAGAGUUUAAAUAUAAGUUAAUAAAACCAGGGUGGGCCUCCCUUGCCUGCCUGUUCCUUGUGCCUUUUAAGAACAGAUUUCCUAUAGCAGAGAUGCUGGGUUUUCUAUUUAUCAGUCAGCCCAGGGAGCCCUGGGGAUUCUCUGAGGCACCUUCCCCUUCAACUUCAGUCCUCCUCUCUACAAUUUGCCUUUUGUUAACCCUUUCCCCUCCCCGUUCUGUUUGCUUCUGCCAAGCUGAGCCACUAGGAAACCACACUGCUGCGGAAAAAUAGUCCUGGGGGCACAGACUACUGCCACCACUGCCUCACCCACCAUCUUGAAGAUCCAGGCUCAGCCUCUGCUUUGGGGAUCGCCUUCCUGCUGCUCAGCACAGGCUUUCCACAAUCAAGCCUCAAAAAUAGAUCCUUUCCCCCCAUCCCUCCCUACCCCUGACUGAAGAGCAGCAAUUCAGGGUCUCAGUCUAACAAGUGAGAUUGGGAUUCCAGAAGGCCAAGAAGUGACUGUGUUUUUUAGCUUGUCCAGAAAAACUUUUUUUUUAAAUAGAAAAAAAAAUGACUACCAAUGGCCUGGGCCCAUAGGGAAGACUGCCAAUCUUCAGCCAGAAUGUCAUGGGGAUGAAGAUCUUUGGGGAACUAUAACUGUCAAAAAGGACAAUCUAUCUAGGCCUCCCUUCCUCAGAAUGAGACCGUGGAGUAGAAUAGCAGGUUUGAAAGGAAAGCAAAUGCUUAUGGGAGAUGGGUGAGUAUAAGAACAGAAUUGAGAGUUUGUUAGGCUCUGAUGUUCAGAUCUAGCUGAAUUCCUGUGUUUUUUCAAAGUACACCACUCCCCUUAGAAAAGACAACAUCUCUGAUAUGAAAAAUAACAUGAUCCUGGGGAUACCUGAAAAGCACGUCUCAAGCCAUCUCUAGGAUUUUAGAUGUGAGGUUCUGCUGGUCAAAUAGAAAUGGUUAUUUCCAUUUAUUGCUGUCCAUGGUGAGUUUUCAGUCCCUUCAGUGCCCUCCACCCCAUUAGUGACUAUGUUUUUCUUUCCCACCAGCUCUCUGAUAGCUACAUAUUUUCUAAAUUCCAAAGGAAAAGAGAAAAAGAAACCUAAUUUGGGGCUUUAACAGGGAGACCAACUGAGACUGAUACCGUGAUUUGAGAUUUGUUUAAGCAAGUCUUUGCAAUUAAGCCUCAUUGUGAACUCUCCAAGUCUUGACUAUGACUGUUUUGUUCUAAUGCUCCAAUACCCUUGCUCAUCCCUGGCUCCAAAUAUAUACAGGAAAGGGCUUAAAAGCUGGUAGCUGACUUGUUUUUUAACCAGGCAGAUGGUGGCCAUUAUCUACACCACGUUGAGCACUACUGUUUGUUACAAUUCCCCAAUUUGCUUCUCCCUUUAACUUCAGUUUUAUUUCUGGAAUUUAAAACAGGGACUUCUUCCAUUUGAGACUGAUGGGGCUUGCAAGCACUGGUAACCUGGAUACACCUCCUGAGAUAGGGAUCAAAAAAGGAUCAUUCUUUCCCAUGUAUGCUUUAGCAAAUCUAACAUUCUAAAGGCACAGUUCAGUCCUGACCAAGUGUAAAUAUUCUAGACUUUGGCAAUACUGCUCUUUCCAGUGAAAGGUAUCAAUUGGAAUAACAUGUUUAUGUGUAUACAAGGAGGGUCCUUUUGGAAAUGCACAAACUUUGGCCAGAAGUUGCAAGUGGUGUUUUUAUAUCAUUUGAGGCUUCACCUUGUGGACUUUCUCUCUGUUGAUCCAUCAGAGUCUUACUUUAAUUCUUCAUCCAGCUCUAAUCCUGGUCAUUCUGUCCUAGACAAAGAUGUUGGUUAUUUCAGCUCAGAGGCACUCCUAUCAACUUGCCAUUGUGCAGUAUUCAAUCUCGGUUUUUCUGAAAAAUUUCCCAAGGAAAAUUAAGAUUUCUUCAGUGAAAUUUCCUGCCACAGUGCUGGGUCUUUAUGCCCUGGGCCCAGUCACAGCAUUUCUCUCCAUCUUCCAGAACUCUUUCUCCCUUAGUUGUUUCCUUUCCAAGUAGGUAUCUGGAUAGAAGGUAGGUCCAGAAAGAAAAUUCUGUGUAGACACUAAGAUGAAUUUCUCAAAGUUUGUUGUUUUUUUAAUCACAUUUGUGUUUUUGUUUUUCUUAAAGCUGCUAUGUCCUCUUUAUUUAUUCAGGGUGUUUUCAGAUUGGGAAGUUGGCUGGUCAGCUCUGGUUUUUAGAUUGGUAUAUUUUUGGAUAUUGGAGAAAGGAAAGUGACUGGAUUUUUUAAAAAUUUAUUUUUGGGGUCAGGUACUCUCCCUUCCCUAGAAAGGGAUAUUGCAACUUUAAGAACAGGCUUUGAGUGGGAUAGCCACUGCUAUCAUACUGUUCUCAGUGCAGGCCAUGUAGCAUGGUUGAACACAUCCACUGUGUUUCUGAACUGUGAAGGAGCCCAUUUAGGUGUGAAACUGCAGCUUUCUUGGAAUGGGUUCAGUUACAUUAAGCUGUCAUCAGCUCCCAGCUCUCUGCUUGAAUUUCCCCAUGUGCUCGUUAACUGUUCUUAGGCAAUAGGAUUCUUCUUCCUAACAAGGCUCUACAUUUGCAACUCUCCAGGUCCCUAGUGGGCCCUCUCAUACUAAAGAUCACGGGUAGUUUCUCAGACACGGUUGGAACAGUAAAGCAAGCACAUUUGUGGUUUGUGAAAGUUAACCUGAGUUUAGUCUGGCUUGAAGGCUUAUCUGAGAUUGCCCAGGCUUGCAGAAUGACUGUCAAAUUCAGUUUGCAAAAGGGUGAUUUUGCUAAUUGUGGUGUGUGGCAAUGGGACUGAUUUGUAAUAAAAAUGUUAUUUAAUCUUUGUCUCUGUAUUUUGAUACUUGAAUGAUUUUCCUUUUUAUUUUCCUGUAUAUAUAAUUGUUAAUCUGUCCGAUUUUGUCAGAAUUAUAAACACCUUGUGGUACCAAACAUAACCAAUCUGUGCAACAAAAUAGACUGACCUCACUACACAGAGAGAUUGUAAAUAUUCCUGGGCUUCCAGCAUUGGUUUUUGUUAUUUUCAUAACUGUACAACUUAGAACAGACUGAAUAAAUGAGAAAUGACUUAGA
Monodelphis domestica (gray short-tailed opossum) is the source of this 8169-nucleotide messenger RNA. It is a transcript of the gene ANKS1A, whose product is annotated as ankyrin repeat and sterile alpha motif domain containing 1A. Gene Ontology annotation, molecular function: ephrin receptor binding. Gene Ontology annotation, cellular component: cytosol. Gene Ontology annotation, biological process: ephrin receptor signaling pathway. The record is from RefSeq and is a predicted model, not a curated record. NCBI's taxonomy places the organism in Eukaryota, Metazoa, Chordata, Mammalia, Didelphimorphia, Didelphidae.